Molecule: messenger RNA, 820 nt
Organism: Humulus lupulus (European hop)
Lineage: Eukaryota; Viridiplantae; Streptophyta; Magnoliopsida; Rosales; Cannabaceae
Exons: 6
Coding region: 264-662 (132 amino acids)
Biological process (GO): double-strand break repair via homologous recombination
Cellular component (GO): Shu complex
Molecular function (GO): zinc ion binding
Source: RefSeq, a predicted model, not a curated record
CCAGAAUUCUACCCACCAUUCACAACUCCCAUCCCUUCCACAGGAGCAUCAUUACUUUCCCACAAAUCAUCCUCCUCAACAGAAAGUUGAACGGUUCUAUUGACAAUAUCAUCCAUAUUCGCACUCUUACUAUUCGGUAAAUCCGUCUCCAAACAAGCACAAUGUAAAUGAAGAACACAGGAUUACGGUAAAUAACCACCGAGAGAACUCAUGGUCAUAACCAGACCAACCUAUUAUUCAACAGAAGGUGCAUCGGAAAGAGAAUGAGUUCUAGUCGUUUAGUGGCAGAGACCGUGUGGAAACAAAUUGAAUCAACUGCUUUAGUGACAGAUGAGCAACUCUCCAUCGUAAAUUUCUUGUUUGGAAAGAACUUUGAGCGAGCAACUAGGAUUGUGGAUCAAAGAGGUGUCAAGAGGAUCUCAGGGUUGCCCAGUGGACGUUCCAUCUUUCAGGUUAUGGGAGAAUCUAGAAGAAAGGAGGAGUACUUUUGCUUCCCUGAGCACUUUUGUGCCUGUUAUUCAUUCUUCUAUGACACUGUGAACAGAGGAGAACAGCUUUGUUGUAAACAUCAAUUAGCUGCAAGACUUGCUGCUUCACUCGGAGCAUGCAUUGAAGUAAAGGUCUCUGAUGAUGAGCUAGCUUUGUUACUUUCCAAGCUCUAAAAGGACUUUGGUGGAGUUGUCGAGUAGAAGAGGCACCGAAUUAUAGAUAGAAUUCAUUUCAGUUGUUGUGAUAGUGUAGAGAUUUUUGAGAGAUAUGUUAUAAAUAGAUAUGAUGUUUGAAUAAAAAGUACAAUCAACACGAACACUUUAUUCCUAAA